Oncorhynchus gorbuscha (pink salmon) is the source of this 6203-nucleotide messenger RNA. RefSeq names its product kinesin-like protein KIFC3. The transcript is spliced from 20 exons. Lineage: Eukaryota; Metazoa; Chordata; Actinopteri; Salmoniformes; Salmonidae. The record is from RefSeq and is a predicted model, not a curated record. Gene Ontology annotation, molecular function: microtubule motor activity; ATP binding; microtubule binding. Gene Ontology annotation, biological process: microtubule-based movement. Bases 1080 to 4484 code for a protein of 1134 amino acids.
GAGAGGGAGAGAUGGAGAGCGACCGAACAAGGGAAGAGGUGUAGAUGUCGCACCCUCUCUCUGUCCAGAGAAUUUUCAGGGAGGACCGGACAGCAGGAAGAGGGAAAUGGGAGAGGAAUUUACUUUGGACCUGUCGACACCAUCCUGGACUGGGCCGUAAAAACCAGUAAAUUAGCAGGGCAGAGGAGGAUGAAUCAACAGAGACAUUCCUACACUGUUUGACGUUUGCAAGGGUUUUGGGGUGUGUGUGUGUGUGUGUGUGUUCGGUGAGUUAUCUGCUUGUGAUCCUGCUUUUGUGUAGAUUUAAUAUCGACUAGUUCUGUGUAUGGUUGAUGGUCAAGGUGUGUGUCUAGUUACCUGGAGAGACUGAGCCAGCCGUCUGCUCCUGUGGGUUUUGUUACCUGAACGCCACCGGCUUGGCAGCGGGACAGCAAUCACCUUUAGAAUAGGACAGGGUCCAAAACCUUAUCAUUGUUCUGAGGAACUGUAAAGGCGGUGUGUUUCAAAGAUGUGUGUGGUUCUGUGGAAGUCUUGUCUCGGAGUAGGAGGGGCCAGAAGAGGCACAGGUGAGAUAUAAAAGCAGGCUUGUGUGUGUGACCGUGUGUAUCUGAGGAUCACACUCACUCACCUCUCGUCCGUCGGCGUCUGUUGACCGGAGAACAGACUUGGGGAUUAUCGGACAGUUGAUGAGCUUUAGGGCACUGCCAUUGUCCAGGGGUUCAACACACACAGAGGAGAACUUUUGAACUUGGCUGCAGUACAGAUUGUGCAGUACAGACAUUAUAGUACAGGACAGAACUUUGGACCUGUUCUCGCUGUGGAUACGCUUGUUGUCUCGCACUCAGUCUUCACCUCUCCAACUCAUGACAACUGCAAGGACUCGGACCACAGAAGAUACGCCUGGAGCUCUGACUGCCAUUCACAACUAGACCUCAACAACAAUGGAACCCCUCCUUCAUAACAGCUUAUAAGCUAUCAUAACAACCUGUGGCUCUUCAACAGUUCCUGUCCCGUUCAAACAAGGGAGACCUUGUUUGUGGGAGAACGGAGCGAACCAACCUGCCCACAGGGGGGGGAUCAUGUAUGUGCUUUGCACCCUGGUGGUACUGAGUAUCCACAGCCUCUUUAAGAGCCGACACAAGACCCUGGACCCCGGCGACAAAGAGGCUGGAGAAGGGGAAACGUUGCCUGGGGACAAAGCCCCUCCGCUGGGGGAGGGAGGCAGGGUAAGGGACCCCGGUCCUGGAGGUCUUGGAGGGGUUGUGGGACCCAGGGAGAGGGAGAGAGGGGUGACUGUAGCCCUCUCUCAGGGGAAGAGGCAGAGGGCUGUAGACUGUAAGGCUGCAGGCUGCAACCGCGCAAACAAACGUAGAGGUGACCGGGAGCUGCGCUGCAGCCAGGGCAGGCUGGGAUGCGGAGGAGGCAGCCUGGAGAAUGUGCCGGACAGCAGAAAACAAUUGCAGCCGGUCCAGAGACCCAGUGCUUUGCUCAGCCCUGUGGUCAUGUUCGGAACAAGAAAGACCUGGGACCUUGGCCACGCCCCCUGUCUGCAGGAGCUCUGGAAGAAAGACGUCUCAUUGGAUGCGAGCUCAGUGGACUUCUUGAUGAGUGAUGGUGAGGAGGACUGCUCCUUCCUGUCUCUACCCACAGCCGCUUUCCCACAACGUACCGCUCUGACAACUACUGACCAAUUAGAAACCAGCCAGCACAAUCACAAAGAACAGCUACUCAUACAGACACUGCAGGAGAAAGUCUGCGAGUUCCAGGCGCGUCUGCGACGCCAGGAAGCUUCCCGGUGUCUGCAGCUGCAGAGGCCGCAGCAGAGUCACCAACAGAGUCUUCAGGAGAAGACGAGCCUCAUACACAGGCUACCGGAGGAGCUGCACACAGCACUGCCCAGCGGUGUUCGGGCAGUGCAGAGGCUGGCUGAGCCACAGGAGCAGCAGCAGCACAGCAACUGUCUCAUUCAGGAAGGAGAGCAGCUCAUCGCAGCGCUGCGCACACAGGUGGGGGAGCUGGAGGAGAAGCUGCCAGACCAGACCCAGGAGGUGGAGAGACUGAGCUCGGGGGUGGGGGCGACCGACCUGGAGAAGCACCUGGAGCUGCUGGUGGUCGAGAACGAGCGGCUGAAGCAGGAGCUGAAGGCAUGCAAGACCUCACUGCUCCAGGAGGCUCCUCCACCGGCCUGCACAGCCACUGACUGCCCCCACAGCCAGGAUGUGGAGGCCUUGUGUGAGGAGGUGUCUCUCUGGGAGAGCCAGACCAGACCUAGGCAGAGGAGGCUGGCUGAGUUGGAGCAGCAGGUCCUGGAGAAGGCCAGCCGGGUGGAGACGCUCAGCCGACAGCUGGAGGAGUCCAAGCUCCACGCGGGGGAGAUGCAGAGGCAACUGGAGGAGUCCAAGUGUCAGCAGGGGGAGGUGGAGCAGCAGCUGAGCGUCCGGCUCAGAGACUGUGAGGAGGAGCUGGCCAGACAGGGCGCCCGGACCCAUCCGGUCAAGUAUGUGACUGAGAUAGUGGAGGUGGAGUCGUCAGGGUCUCAGCAGGCGGUAACCGAGGCCCAGGCCAAGAGCGCCGCCCUGCAGGAGCAGCUAUCACUGCAGAGACAGCUGCUCCGAGAGCUGGAGACACAGCUGUAUGAGUCCCAGAGGACCAGCACCCAGCUCCGAGCUCAGCUGCGUGCGGACCGCAGCCGUAUCUGCGGCCUGCUCUCCAAGGCCGUCGGAAGGGGCAAUGGCGAGAUCAUUUGCAGGUUGUCUAAGAUCCUGGUGUACGAGGGGGAGAUGGAGCGGGCCCAGGGCCAGUUGGAGGCUGAAAUGCAGAACCUGGAGGAAGAGAAGAACAGGGUGAUCGAAGAGGCCUUCAUCAGGGCUGAAAGUGAGAUGAAGGCCGUGCAUGAGAACCUGGCAGGUGUGCGUAUGAACCUUUUGACGCUUCAGCCAGCCCUGCGUACUCUCACCUGUGACUACAACUGUCUGAAGAGGCAGGUUCAGGACUUCCCCUUCAUGCUGGAGAAGGCCAUGGCCGAGGCCAAGCAGGAGAUCUGCCGGGUGAUAGGCGAGGUGAGCAGUGCCAACCAAGAGCUAGUGAGGAAGUACAAGAGAGAGAUGAACCUGAGGAAGAAAUGCCACAACGAGCUGGUGCGCCUCAAAGGUAACAUCAGGGUGUUCUGUCGGGUGCGGCCGGUGUGCCGGGGGGAGCAUGAUUCUGCCGAAAACAUGGUCAGCUUUGACCCAGAUGACGAUGCCCUUCUCUACCUCUCCAACAAGGGCAAACUGAUGACCUUUGAACUGGACAAGGUGUUCCACCCUCAGGCCACGCAGGAAGGGGUGUUCCAGGAGGUCCAGUCCCUGGUGACAUCCUGUAUUGAUGGCUUUAACGUAUGCAUCUUCGCCUACGGACAGACAGGCUCAGGAAAGACCUACACCAUGGAGGGUGUGGCCAAGGACCCGGGCAUUAACCAGAGGGCUCUCAGACUGCUGUUCUCUGAGGUGACUGAGAAAGCGCCCGACUGGGACUUCAAGAUCACUGUUAGCAUGGUGGAGAUCUACAACGAAACCCUACGGAACCUUUUGGGGGACAACCAGGGUGAGAAGCUGGACAUCAAGAUGAAUCCAGAUGGUAGCGGUCAGCUCUAUGUGCCGGGCCUCACGGAGUUCACUGUCCAGAGCCCUGAGGACAUCAACAGGGUGUUUGAGCUGGGUCACAUGAACAGGGCCACAGCCUGCACCAAUCUGAACGAACACAGCUCCCGCUCUCACGCCCUCCUCAUCAUCACCGUAGCAGGCAUCAACUUCUCCACCGGGCACCGCACGCAAGGUGUACACACACACACACACACAAUUCCUGUACCGGACAUCGUACACACACACACAGAGACAGACACACAGUCAUUCAGGAUUUUAUCUCUGUACACCCCUCUACUAGGUAAACUGAACCUGGUUGACCUGGCUGGCUCAGAGCGGAUUGCUAAAUCCGGGGCAGAGGGCAGCCGCCUGCGAGAGGCCCAGUGCAUCAACAAGUCCCUGUCGGCCCUGGGUGACGUCAUCAAUGCACUGCGGAGCCGACACUCCCACGUGCCCUUCAGGAACUCCCGGCUCACCUACCUGCUGUCUGACUCACUGAGCGGGGACAGCAAGACCCUGAUGAUGGUGCAGGUGUCUCCCCUGGUCUGUAACAUGAGUGAGUCGGUGUGCUCUCUGAAGUUUGCCCAGCGGGUUCGGACCAUCGAGCUGGGCAACGCCACCAGGAGACAGUGGGAGAACUCCUCCACCACCUCCUCGCCCACCCACGACAGCGUGGAGAUGGACUCUCCCCCAGUGACUCCCAUGCCCCUCCCUAUCUCCCGGGCCAGCAGUGCCGGCUCCACCCUCUCCGCCUCCUCCAAAACCCCCACCACACGACGGAGGUCUCAGUCCCAGCUCUCUGCAGACAGGCUGUUAGGCAGAGCCAGCCCAUUGGUGGUGGACGGUGGGCAGGACGAUUGAAACUGUCUGUCUGAAGGCUCCAAUGGAUCCAGAAUGAACCCGGACCCUGACCCAGUCAGCCAUUGGGCCUUCUGAACAGGAGGGUGUUAACCAGCACCUUGACCCACCAAUAGGUUGUUCCCAAAGCAGAGUUUCUAUCUCCUUCUGCUGAUCUCACUCAGCCAAUGGGUGAGAGAAACUGGACUAGACUUAUUAUCAUAUUGAGAGAAUGGUGACAUUUCAUUUAUUGAGCUGUUUGAACAGCAUAGGGAUGAAGAGGGGGAUACGAACUUUGACCCUCGUGGAAGGACCAUACCAAGACUCUGUCCCGAUGCUCUAAAAUGGCCUCCAAGUCUCAUUUUCUUCAUUACCACUGAUAGCUGACAGGAAUGGAUAGGUGUUAAUUUUAGCCAGGAAUGUUGUACAGCCCCCCAUAUCUUAACUACGUGUCCUCGUUUAUACACCUCAAGGAACACAACACCCCAGACUGCAAGUGACUACAGGACACACCUGUCUGUCUUCCACACCUGACUAGGGGCCAAAGUGGAGGAGCACCUGAGAGUAACACAGGGCCCUGUCCUAAAAACAACUCUCAUUAAAAAAAAACUAUACUCUUCACAGCCCAGAACAACUCCACCACACCUUCACCUUUGAGCCUUCAACUGGGCCUGUGAUCUAUUCUCCCAUUGGCCAAUGUAUUGUCGGCCCCUUACAAUAACGUCACACUCACACCCUUAGUGCUAACCAAUCCCUUCGUCCCAUCAUCCACUAACAGUAUAGCCCUUUCAAUCACAGUAUUUCUGGGUAAAAAUGCACUUAAAACCAGGCUGAUACCUUCUUGAUGUGUUUUACGGAUUAUGAUAAUAUGCAUAUACUGUAUAUAUCUGUGUUUGAGAUGUUUCUUUUUUAUCCCUUUAGACUCCAUUGUGGGUUUUUGGGGGUUGGGGGGUUACGAGGGUUCCCUCCUGGUCUCCUUCCACACUUUCUCCCCCUCAUCCAAUCAGGGAUAGAUAUGGAGCUGGGCUUCUUUUGCCCUGUAGGAUGCAAGCAAUAAGAGACGUGACUGCAGAGAGCGUUUAACUUCCUGUGUAGCCGUUUGUGUUUUAGAUUAGAUUUCUCCAGGGCAAUACAGAGCCGCCUCAGCCACUGCAUGGAAACGUUCAUGUUGUCGUGUUUCUUCUACCGAGUGAAUAAAGCUAGACAACUCAAACUCCCUGCCAGACAGGAAAUGCCAUUCCUGUUAUUGGAUGCUGCUGGUUGAAGUUGCCCAGAGGCACAGAUCUAGGAUUAGUUUCUUCUACCCAAAUUCUAAGGUUAUUCAAUAGGGACACAACAUAUAACAGACCCUAGAUCUGCAUCCAGGACAGCUUAAUCCUACUCCCUAUGGCUGACCACAAGCAACCAAUGACAACGGAUUGCCUCACGGAACAGACACUGCUGCCCCUGAGGGAGUGAUCAAGCUUGUGAACUGUAUUUGAGAAUGCAUUGUGUAAAUAGGAAUGCUUUGUACAUUUGAUCAGCUGAUCAAUACAUAUCAGCUCAUCGACCGUGUGUCUUCAAUGUUAAACCAAUGUUCCCUCCAAUACCAGGAUGUCCGAGGAACAUUGAGGACACGCUGCAUCGUGGUGCUUGUUGAUGGAUAUCCCUACUUGCUUUUGUCUUUGUUGUUGUGGAAACCUUCUGCGGCAUUCUUGAUUUUGUUACACCCUUUUUUUAAUAAACACUCAAUACGAAAUUAAA